CACUACGACCUCAAAAACACCUCUGGAACAAAUUUCAGCUGCAAAUUAAACACAACAGUCUACGUGUAGCGUCAAGUAUCAAAACAAAGUGGUGGAAGAGCGGAAGGGAUCUGAGCUCCAGUGUGCAGUAAGUGGAGGUGACACUGCAGUGACUGGCGGCAUGUGAGGAACUCGUGAGACGGUGGCGGCUGGAGAACACCACAACUCCAGUAAAGUAAUGUCAGGCUGGUUAAGAGAUGGAGUGGUGCUAGAGGGUCAGGGCAGUGGCCAAGCGUCUCCUCGUAGCCCUAGAUUUAGGACCCCAACAUCAGGGAGAGGAGCAAGGCCCUCACCUAACAGUUCAGCCUUCAGGACCCCGCAGGACACAAUGAAGAAAGCCAAAGAGCUGUUUGGGCUGUGUGAUAAAGAGAACAAGGGCUUCAUCACCAAGAGAGACUUGCAGCGGUUGCAAGGAGAGGUGCCUCUGACUCCAGAGCAGCUGGAGUCCGUGUUUGAGAGUUUGGACCGUGACAGAAAUGGCUUCCUCACGCCUCUCGAGUUUCACACCGGCCUAGGUGAGCUGGUAGAAGAGUGUGAGGAGAAAGAUCCAGCAGAGCUCAGAUUCACACAGAUUCUUAUAGAGCUUGGAGCAGAUAAACUCCUGAAAGAUCAGUGGGAGCUGUGUUCCCUUUGGUGUGAUUUGCAGAAAGACAGGCCUGAGUUGUUGAAUCUGCUGGAGGAAAUCCUUUCCCACGCCGUGGCUCAUCUUCAGGAUGCGUUGAGAGAGAAGGACAAUUUGGAAGAAACUCUACGCAGACGAGAAGACGACCAUGACAGAGUGGUGCGCUCGCUUUACGAAGACCUCGAGAACCAACUCAAAGAAGAGCGAGAGAAACGAGUCACUCGGGACAGUGCGAGACAGGAGGACAAAAGAGAGCAGCUUCUGCAGGAGCUGAGGAUGAGAGAGCAGGAACUAGAGUUCACACUGACCAAGCAGAGAGAGCUGGAGACUAGGAUCAAGGCUCUGUGCCAGGACCAGGCGAACACUCGGGGGCAGAACCAAAGGCUGCAGCUCGUGAACGCAGAUUUGCGGGAACAGUUGGAGGAGAGCCGGGAGGAGCUACAGAAGGCACUUAACCAGCUGCAGAUCCUGCAGGAAACACUCACGGAUCAGCAGGAGAGCAAGCAGAGGCAAGUGUUGAAAGUCUCCAGAAACAUGCAGAAAGAGAGAGAGAGCCUGAUGAGGCAGCUGGAUCUGCUCAGGGACAUGAACAAGCGUUUGCGGGAUGAGAAGGAUGCACAGCAGGAUCAGAAGAGGACACCUAAGAUGAAGAGACCUUUAGAGAAGAAAGGAUCAAUAAUCGGAGACUAUAUGCUGGUCAAGAAACCUGGCAACAGACAGGUCAGUUUUGUCGGUCAGAUGACGAAGAGCUCACCUGAUGUGAUUGCUGAGGCAGAGCUAGCACUCUCAGAGAAAAAACAUAAAGCGGAUACACACAGCAAAACGGCUGGAGUAAGCGGUCCACAGCGUGUGUUUAAAGUUGUGUUUUUAGGCAGCUCAGCCGUGGGUAAGAGCUCAUUCAUCUAUCAGUACUGCAGAGGGCACUUCCCCAAUAAAAUGAGCACUACUGUAGGUAUGGAUUUCCAGGUGAGAAGUCUAGUGCUCGACUCCACCCAAAUUGCUCUCCAGCUUUGGGACACAGCAGGACAGGAGAGAUUCCACAGCAUCACGACACAGUAUUACCGUAAAGCAGAUGGGAUCUUGGUCAUGUAUGAUGUCACUCAGACAGCCUCGUUCAUGGCAGUGCGUGAUUGGCUCGACCAAGUACAGAAAAACAAGGCUGAUGGUGCAUGUGUGAUGCUGCUAGGCAACAAGAUGGAUUUGGAUAUGGAGGAUGGAGGAGGGAGACCGGUGACCACCAUGCAGGGACAGAAACUGGCUCAGGAGUAUCAGGCUGAGUUCUUUGAAUGCAGUGCUAAAAGUGGCCUUAAUAUCCAAGAGGCUAUGACACAUCUGGCUAGACUGAUGGGGGCCCAGCAAGACAAACAGUGCGAGUCUGUACUUCACUCUCUAGACAGCUCAAGCCAUAGAGGGCACUGCUGCACAUAAGUGGAGACAGAGAGCAGCAUCACAUGAGGAUGAACCACUGAUAAACACCCAAUCACAUGGUCACACCACUGCUCUGAAACUGCCUGCAGCAUAUCAGAAAGAACAUCUCACUGCUCUAAUGCAACAUGUGGAAAUUCGCCUGAACAAUCUGUGAACAUGACUUGAACUAUUUUGGACAGUGAUUCCUUAUUAUCGCAAUUUUUUUCAAUAUAUUUUGGCCAGACCAAGAAUUAUGCUAGUUUUGACCAAACUGAGAAAACCCGUUUGGAAAACUGACUUCCGGCCCUGAAUGCUCGUUUGUGUUUGUAUAUACUUCCUGUCAGACAUGUUGUAGAAAUUAUAUGGGCUUUGGGAACACGGGCGAGAAUCAUUUAAAGUCUUCGUGAAGUGCCUUGAAACAUACAGCGUUAUUCGAUGUGUUGACUAUGUGUUGAUGUGUUCAUAUCAUUUCCACUGAAACAAGAAGUCAGGGCGGGACAUCGAGUGGCUCCUCCACCCUUUUCAUAGCCAAUAGUGUUUAGCUUACCUCCUAGCCUGGGCUAUGAAGCCGUACUUGACACUCAGCACCAUGGAUUUUUAUAAUGUUGUGGGCGGGACACUUCAGAUUCUAGAGCGCAUUCGAUCCGACAUAAAGUCUGAUGAGAAGCUGAAGAAGUGCAGGAUGAUGUCAUCAAAACUGGUGUUGCGUAUUGGUGGUAGACAGAGACUGUACUUUUCAAUGCAUAUAUCUUCUAAAUGCGAAUUCUGUCAUUGUUUUGGAGCCCACUAUCUUAUAAAUAACCUUAAGCCACAAAACAUAGACACCUAAUCUUGAAAAAAGAGAGAGAUUAAUCUUACCUAAUGUACAUUUUAAAAUCAUUCUAAACAUUUCUCUUGUUUGCUUUCAACAUAUUUACUACUGAAAAAGAUUAAUGUCUAUUAUGAAUGGUAUUUUCUAAUGCUGUGACUAAUAUAAAUGGGAAGGAGUAUAAAAUAAAUAAAUAAAAUUGAACCCAACAUGCAAAGA
Messenger RNA from Ictalurus punctatus (channel catfish), 3095 nucleotides. It is a transcript of the gene cracr2b, whose product is annotated as calcium release activated channel regulator 2B. NCBI's taxonomy places the organism in Eukaryota, Metazoa, Chordata, Actinopteri, Siluriformes, Ictaluridae. The transcript has 19 exons. The record is from RefSeq and is a predicted model, not a curated record. Bases 218 to 2089 code for a protein of 623 amino acids. Gene Ontology annotation, molecular function: calcium ion binding; GTPase activity; GTP binding.